Molecule: messenger RNA, 3119 nt
Organism: Tachysurus vachellii
Lineage: Eukaryota; Metazoa; Chordata; Actinopteri; Siluriformes; Bagridae
Gene: klhl30
Product: kelch-like family member 30
Exons: 8
Coding region: 190-1977 (595 amino acids)
Molecular function (GO): protein binding
Source: RefSeq, a predicted model, not a curated record
UGGAAGGCAAGUGUGCUAUGAGUUGACAAAACUGUUCAAUGACCCUGACUUCAACAAGCAACAACUGUUUUUUAAGCAAUGUUUUAUUUCUGCUUUCAUUCAGCAAAAAGAUAAAUACUUCACAGAGGAGUUGGGUUGCAACACAUUGAGACCACGGGACCAUUGGUCACUGGAUCAAAACGUGUUAUCAUGGUACGUAAUAUGGAUGACCUGGACUUUUGCCUGUCCUCUCACUCACAAAGCAUGUUGGAGGGACUGCGUUCUCUCUGUUCCCACCCAAAUCUUGUGGAUGUAACCUUAAGUGCUGGUGGAAGGGACUUCCCCUGCCACCGGGGCAUCCUGGCUCUCUGUAGCCUCUACUUCCACUCUAUGUUCUUAGGUGACUUUGUGGAGAGUAUAGCUGCACGGGUAGAGCUUCAUGACGUGGAUCCUGAUGUACUUGCCACCCUGCUGGACUUUGCUUACACUGGAAAACUCACCAUAAAUCAGGGAAAUGUGGAGGGCCUGAUAUGCACCUCAAGUCAGCUUCAAUUUCAGACGGUGCGGACUGUCUGUAGUCGAUACCUACAGCACCAGAUAGAUGCUAGCAACUGCCUUGGCAUACAAGAGUUUGGAGAGAUCCAUGGUUGUCCUGAGGUAGUGGCUAAAGCCAAAGCAUUUCUUUUGGAGAACUUUGAGGCAGUGCAACAGCAUGAGGAGUUUCUGCUGCUGGAAAAGGAUAAGCUAGUAGCUUGUCUGAAGGAUGAGGGUCUGAAGGUGCGGCAUGACUGUGCUCAAGCUGAGGCAGCACUUGCAUGGGUCAGACAUUGCAGAGACAGCCGAAUCUGUCACCUGCCAGAACUACUGAGACUGGCAAGACUACCUCUUCUGCCUGAGUCCUACCUUAUGGAAAUCCUGUUGAAAGAUCCUCUAGUUCAGGAUUCCCUGGAAUGCAAAGAACUUCUGGAGGAUGUUUCUAGAGAGAAAAUUAAUAUAACACCAGGCGAGUCAGCGCAGAGUACAUUCAGAACUACCCCUCACAACCUGCAGGAAGUGUUGUUUGUGAUGGGUGGCCGCUCGCUAGAUGACUCUGAUGAAGAAGAUGAGGAGGAAGAUGGUGAGAGACAGAUCAGGAUUCAUCCUAGGAACUGUGCCUUCUACAACACAAAGCUUCAUCAAUGGUAUCAGCUACCUGAUUUUCCCAACUACAAUAAGUGGGGUUAUUCUGUUGUUUCUUUGAACAAUGAUGUGUAUGUUACAGGUGGUUCAAGAGGUUCCCAGACCAAUACCUGGUCAACCACAGAGACCUGGAAGUAUAUAACUCGUGAAGGGAGGUGGGUUACAGUAGCGCCCAUGUUGAGGCCCAGGACUAAUCACUCCUCUGCAGCACUAAAUGGAGAGAUUUAUGUCAUUGGAGGCACAACGAUGGACACUGUAGAAGUAGAACACUAUGACCCAUACAUUGACAGCUGGGCUCUCACAGCUCCUGCAGUGAAAUAUGUGACCAAUUUCACAGCCACUGCAUGUCUGGGGAAGCUGUAUGUCAUUGGCUCCUGUGCUGUCAAAUAUAAUGCCCUGACUCUGCAGUGCUACAACCCUGUCAUAGAUAGUUGGAGUAUCAUCUGCUCUCCAUUUAUCCCAAAGUACCUAUCUUCUCCUCGUUCUGUUUCUAUGGAUGGAGUUAUCUAUCUGGUAGCGGACAACACCAAAAAAGUGUAUCUGUAUGACCCAGAUGCUAACAUGUGGCAGAAAGUUCAGUUCCUCCAUAAACUUCAUGAGAACGGAGGCAUGGUGGUUCUGGGAGAGAAGCUCUGCGUGACUGGGGGCCACUGGAAAGGAAUGGAGGGAGAUUAUGGUGUAGAAGUGGAGGUGUACAAUCGAGUGUCCAACUCCUGGAGGGUGGAGUGUUUUCUUCCCAGGCUCUGGUACUACAGUGGCUGCUGUUCGAUCUUCCUAGACACGGCCCAGUGGCCUGAGCUCUUUCCUGAAGAGACAUAAUAGGAUGCAGUGAUAUGAAGCUGUUUAGUUAUAUUGUAAGCUCAACUAGAAUAACCUUAGCUUAGCUAAGAUGACUAGAACAAUAAUUCUCUCUCAGAGAAUUUUUGACUUUAUUCUAUUUUUAUUUUUAAGAUACAGAAAACAUCUUUCAGUAGAAAAAUAUACAUUCAAGGAAGUGGAGUUAAAAAAAGUGCUGUUGUAAGUGUAUUUUUCUGCCAUUCUUUUUUUUUUUGGUUUACAUUGUUUAAAAUGCUUUGUUUAUUGAUUGUUUUUGUUUAUUGAUUGUUUUUAUUUUUGUAUUAUUACAACACUAACCACUGGGAAAGUUGGAUAAUAUAUUUCUAAAUCUGCAUGAUUUCACAGAAUAGAGAACAUAUAGCUAUGUCUAAUAAUUAAAAAAAAAACAUGUCUAAGGCACUUUACAAACACAGUCACAGUUCAGUGAUGAUGUUUAAUGGCCUGAUCUUAUUGGAGGCCUACAUGUGAACACGCUGCAGAUGUCCAAAAUGUAAACUGACUGAGCCUAGAAUGAAAUUGUGUUUGGUAUUAAGUCACAUAUACAACAUAUACAACCAUCAAUAGCAAAAACUGAGGGUAACAAUGUGGUAGUGCAUGAUAGGCAACACAAUAAAUACAAAAAUGGUAAACAAGAUACAUUGCAGACAAUGCAACAGUUACAACACAGAAUGCAUAUGUCCUUGCAUGUGGUGUGUAAUGAGAAAGAUAUAACCAGAAGCAGCACAUGUCCCUGGGUUAAAGAAGUAUACUUUUAUUAGUCAUCGUUGGACUUUUGUGUACAAUUGAACAAUUCAGCUUGUUCUGACCAACUACAAAAACAAGGUCCAAGCUCGUCAAAUUGUUAGAACAUAUUGUUACCAAUUGUUGGACACAACAUAAAUGCUAGUAGUGAACAAACUUGUACUUUGUCACAUUUAUUAUUGACUUUGUUUAGUUAAGUGCUGUUUACUGCUCUUUACAGAACAUUUUUUUUUUUUUUUUAUGUAGAGAUGUUUUAUUGCAUUACUUAUGAAGGCAUCUUUGCUCUACAGCAUCUAGUGCUGUACACACACUCUAAUGCACUUGCUGUAUAGAUAUUCAUUGCACUGCAUAUACUUUUAUGUAAUUAGUAAUUGUGUUUCAUA